Messenger RNA from Trichoderma aggressivum f. europaeum, 2511 nucleotides. RefSeq lists its product as uncharacterized. Gene Ontology annotation, molecular function: microtubule binding. The transcript has a single exon. The coding region runs from base 1 to 2511 and encodes 836 amino acids. The record is from RefSeq and is a predicted model, not a curated record. Lineage: Eukaryota; Fungi; Ascomycota; Sordariomycetes; Hypocreales; Hypocreaceae.
AUGAACGAAACACCCGUCCUCGUCAAGCAGAAGCGGCUUUCGACGCCCACGCCGGGCCAGCUGCUGGCUGCUCGGCAGCGUCCUGCUGAUGACUUUUUUGCUCACCUGGAGCCCGCAAAAGUUGUCGAAGCAUUAGCGCCGCCCGAUGGCGUUCUCAGGGGGUGCCUCGCAGAAGCGUCUGCGCUCGAGCGCGACUUCGCGAUGCGAACGGCCGUGGCAUCCCACAAGAUCUGGCAAUGGCUCAACGAGCUGAACCAGUGGAAUUGGCCAAGACAAGCGGGGUCCGGGGGCUUCCUGGAGCCGAGCAAUACGCAAAGGAAGCUUUUCGCUCAGGCCCCGACCCCUGAAGAGGCCGGAAGGAAGCAGUACAUGGGGAGCCUCCCCGCUGAAGAGGUGGAAAAAUACGAAACAAGAAUCAACCAAAUCAACAGAGACAUGGAUGACCUGGAUCUCGAGGAGAUCAAAGGCCACGUCAUGAACGACCACAUCCUACCGCUGUCAAGGCCGGGUACCCCAAUCAACAUGGACCCCAGUCGGUCGAUGCUAUCGGCCUUGUCGAGCUAUCACAAAAUGGAGGACAUUUCCGUCCUCAUCACCGCCAUUGUCGUGCAGACCCUUCCCAACUUGGCAAGGCUGUCUCGGCUGCUGCAGCUGUGGCAUAUGCGCAUCAUCGUCCUCCGGCACGUCAACCCCUUUCUGCAAGCCAUCCAAGAUGUGGAGGCGCUUCUUGGGGAGAAUUGGGAGGCCAUUUCUCAGUCUCACUGGGAGAUGGAGCGCCCAAGCCGGAAAGCCAUCGUCUUACCUGCUCGCACCCUGACGUCCAAAGACUUUGAAGCUAAAAGGCAGUCCCUUGCGCUCAAGGUUGCGGAGCCCGGCCGGACCCUAGAUUACAUGCUAGAUUGCUUGGAGGGCGCCCCGGACACCCUCCCGGACGAGUGGCUCACUCGUAUGGAAGACGUGGAACAGGGUUACGGAGAAUGGGUUUCCGCUUGCGAGCGAAAGAUGGCCGAGGCCAAGCUGGCAAAGUCAAAGCCCAAGCCCACCCCUCUCAGGAAGACCUCUUCGCUCUCGCCAUCUCCGACAAGGGCUCAUCAAUCCGCCAACAACAGAGAUGUGAGCCCGGCCAACAGUGGCAACAAACUCUCACCACCAUUGUUGCUGGUGCCCGGCACCGGCGAAUCGGAUCACGGAGCGUAUCUGGACCCCAUUGCAGAGGAUGAAUUGUCCUCGUCGGAGGACCAUUUCACGCCUGGGUCCGGGGCAAGCUCUUUCAAGAGCUCUCGCAAGCCAGGGUCCAUCGCUGAUGUUGAUGGUUCCUCUCCCGAGGAUCUUGCCAUGAUGGAGGCCAUCAGCGAAGAAGAGGAGUUGCCGUCGAGCGAGUUUAUUGAAGUGUCUGCAUCUCCCACUAUCCCCAAGAGUAGACUUCGCGAGGCGCCGUAUCCGGAAGACGACAGCCCGCCAAGCUCUCCUCCAGAAGUAAACCGCCGCCUCCUCGAUAGCCCCAUGGUUAUAGAAACGCCCGAAGACGAUGAGUCAUUUUUACAAUCAACAUUCGAGGAUUCCUUCUUGGACGACUUUGAGGAUUCCUACACUCCCGAUAUCCCUGGCCCGCCUACCCGCCGGGAAAGCGCCGGCGAGCAGCAGCUCCGAAUGCAAAUUAGCCAGAUUAUUGAAUCCAUACCAGCCAAGAUCAAGCUCACGAAUGGAACCUCGGGUAUCAACCUAAACCCACCAGAUCUUCAACUCCCUCGCUUAAGAAAGAAGCCGUCCAAGGAGCCAGUUAAGAGGAGCACAUCCGGCAUGUCCACGCGAACUGCCACGCCCUCUUUUACUCUAUCUCCCGUCAAACAGAGGACGCGCCCCAAGGGCAACUAUCCGAUUAGGGUCUAUCAUCUCUCUAGAUCGGAUAACGAGGCCCCCAUCAAGCUGUUCAUCCGCUGUGUAGGAGAGCACGGAGAACGAGUAAUGGUUCGCGUUGGUGGCGGGUGGGCUGACUUGUCCGAGUACUUGAAGGAAUACGCUAGCCAUCAUGGCCGCCGUUCCAACGGCAAAGAAACGGUAAAGGUGGAGGUUCGCGACAUUCCUCGUGCUUCAAAUAAACCUUCCAAGGCCAGCCCUCCAAGCCGGCCGCCUACCGCUACUGGUGAUCGCUCUUCUGUGAGCCCUCUAGCAGCAGCACGCAAGCCACGGAGGAGCAGUAUCAACAACAACCUUCGGCCAAAGACCCCAGUGACUCCAGGUCAACCGGCAGAAGGUACGCCACCAUCCGAGGGCUCGGCCGUUUCGAGGCCUAGCUCCCGUUUAAGCUGGGCAGAGGAUGAGAGCUCUUUCUUGGGUCUAGCAGGGCCCAAGGCUAAGAAGAUAGAGAUGAGUGAAGAGAGCAAGGCUUGGGUUGAAAGCAUCAAAGAGAAGGUACUCAUGGCUAGUGGCCCGGAUAAAAAGCCAAAUGAGAAGAAGUUUGGCGAAAUUGGAAAGGCCGGUGGCACGAAGCGGGUGUUUAGGAGAGCUUGA